UGAUGCUGCUUGUGUGUUUCCACGCUUUCACAUGUAAAUAAUUUCUCUCCCAAGAUUAACUGUUUUUACUGAAAGACCAACCUUGGAAUUCAUUUUUAGAGAUAUACUUCAAUUUGAGGGAAUGCAGAAAGAAAUGACAGAAGAACUGGCAUGAUGGAGCAAGAACAACCCGAAGCUAAUGCUUCUAACUCAUUAAGCGACUUACUUCAUGAAGAACAAAGACCCCUUGGUUUUGACUCUGAGCUACUUGGUGGGGAAGUCGAUGCUGGACCGCAAGUUUCUUCUCACGAACAAAUGAAUCAAGAGCUAUUAAUUCAAUUUGAUGAGGACAAAACAGACACUCGUGGCAUUUUACAACCUCAAAGGGUUAGCACUGGUGCAGAAGGAUACCCAGACGACGAACAUCAUCAAGUGAAAGGGAACAGUUAUCUUGAUCAAAAAAGUGGCACUGCUGCAGAUAGUGAAGAAAGGAAGCCCCAGAGUGUCAUAAUUGAUUAUGACGAUGGUUUUGGCGCAUAUACUGCUACUCCUGCGGCUGUCGUUAAUGAUGAUGAUGAUGAUGAUAAUGAUGAACAUAAGAAUCGUUAUGUUUUAGAUCCUCAAGAGCUCAGCAUCCAUGUUGGUUCCGAAGCAGACGUCGGAUUUGAUGUACUUGGUAAUCGCUACUUUCCUCAGUCACAAAAUAAUGAAGAAGAGUCUCAGCAAGAGCCACCUGAGCUGUUGUUUGGACCGGACGAAGGAACUGAUUAUAUGCGUCACGCUGAACCCUCUCCGCCAGAGGCUGAUUUAGAUAUUGAGGGAGAAGCUCCUGAACUACAGUUUGAACCAGACGUUGAUGCAGCAGAGGCUGACUUAGAAACUGCAAAGGAAUCUAAUGAAUUGCAGUUUGAACCAGACUUUGCAGGUCAUGGUAGUGAUGACGACUCAGAUCUUUACAAUCGUCAAUCUCAACCUUUUGCACCAGAGGAUGACUUAGAAACUGCUCAAGAUUCUCCUGAAUUGCAGUUUGAACCAGACGAUGCUUCAGGUAACGAUAGGGAUGGCGAUCAAAACCAUCGCUACAUUCCUCAUUCGCAACCUUUUGCACCAGAGGAUGAAUUAGAAACAGGCCAGGAUUCUCCUGAACUACAGUUUGAACCAGACGUUGCUGCACCAGAGGAUGACUUAGAAACUGCCCAAGAUUCUCCUGAAUUGCAGUUUGAACCAGAGGACGAUGAAAACCAAUACAUUCAUCAGUCUCAACCGUCAGCACCGGAAGCCGACUUGGAUGCUCAGUUUUUUGUACAGCAUUCGGAUGAACGUGAUGAUGAUGUAAGUGCUGCUGCUGCUGCUGCUGCUGCAGCUGAUGAUGAUAAUGAUGAUAAUGAUGAGGGUAAUCAGCAUGUUCCUGAGUCACAGCGCGUUGCUCAUGAUGCGGAACACGACCCCUCUGAAAUGCAGUUUCAACCAGAAGAUGAAAAGAUUGAUGACUACUACUUCACACAGUCUCAGAACAAUGCCCAAGACGUCGACCAAGAUACUGCUGCGCUGCACUUUGAACACGAAGAAGCAGUUGAUUAUAGAGAUGAAUAUGAUGAUGAAUAUGAUGAUGAAAAUCCUUACGCAUCUCAGUCACAUGAUGCGAAUGUCGAGGAGGUAACUCCUGAAAUGCAAUUCCAACCAGAUUUUGCAAUUUAUGCAGCUGCAUCGCAUGAUAAUGAUGAUGAUGACGACGAUGAUGAUGACGAUGAUGAUGGAAGUCACUACACUUCUCAGCUACACAAUGCUGCUCAAGCGAGUGUCGAAGACGUUACUCCUGAACUGAAUUCCCAACCGGAUGAUGAUGAUAAUGAUGAUGGAAGUCACUACACUUCUCAGCUACACAAUGCUGCUCAAGCGGAUGUCGAGGAAGUUACUCCCGAACUGCAUUCCCAACCAGAUGAUUCUAUUUAUGAUGCUUCAUCGCAUGAUAAUGAUUAUUACUAUGAUGAUGAUCAUGAUCAUGAAGAAGAUUUUGAUCGCCAAACUCAUCAGAUACAUAAUGUUGCUCAAGGGAAUGUCGAGGAAGAAUCUCCCGAAUACAACCAACAACAGAGAUCUUAUUAUGAAGAAGAAUACGAUGAUGAUGAUGAUGAUGAUGAUCGUGUCAUCAUCGGCAGAAGUGCAGUUGAAGCUGAUCAUGAAGCCAUCCAUAAUGAAGAUUACCCUAGAGUUCUUAUCAAGGGGAUAUUGUCCGAAAGUGACGAACAGUACGCUGAGAACGCAUACGAAGAAGAGAAUGAAGAAGAGGAGGACGACACUGAUGUUGCUAUUGAUAUUCGUGACAACACCAAUGUCGAGGACCAGUUUAUUGAAUUUGAGGAUACUUCGUUCGUUGAGUCUGCUGUAGGCGGUGUUAUGGACGAUUCUGGACUGAAUGAUGAAAAACAUGGACUACGGGACGAUAGGGUAGAUGAUGAACUUAGAGCAGCAGGGGAAGCAGAUGAUGUUGGUGUGAAGGGUGGUGGUCAAGGGGCAGCAGUGGCAAAAACAAACAGAGUGAGAUUCGCAGACGAAGAAGACGAGCAUCAGGGAUCAACAGGGGAAACAGUAGUUGGAGCCGAUGAUGAUGGUGAUAAUGAUGGUGUUCAAAGACCAAAAGUGGCAUCCACAAGUAGAGUGAGAUUUGCAGACGAACGAGACCCUGGUGACAAAUAUCCGCCCCCUUCUGGUGAUGCCAAUGGUGACGACUACCACAUAGUUCCUGGUUCUUCAAACCAACCAUCGUACGACGUCUAUGAUCACAAUAACACAGAAAAAUCCCUUGAUAUGCUUCUUCUUGAAGAAGUCUGCGAAGAAGCCGCAAGCAUGACUAUCAAAGAAGCUCUCGUACAUUCCUUGAAGCCUAACGUCAGGGCAGGCCUUUCCACGGCACACUUAAAACUCUCCGAGUCCGAAGUUUUGGUUCUCGAAGAAUACUGUGAGGAUUUUGUCGGUGGACUUAUCAAGGAUCUCCUCAAAAGAAGCUCAUUGAUGGAGCUUUCAAAUAAGACCAAACAGACUGUGGUUAAGGCAUCAGUGAUUAAGGCCACUGCAAAGCAUCUGAGCACGAUGGAAGUCCAACAAUUGAAAAUAUACUGCGAUCAUUUUGUUCAUAAUGUCAUUGCAGAGUCAAUUAUUGAUUCUAACAUGAUAGUAGCGAGACAACAACACCAGGCAGAAGAGAUCAAGGAGCUAUUACAAAUGUUCCAGAACUCUGAAGAAAUGCAGGAAUAUUUCACGAAUUUGACGACGGAUAUUGUACGAACGGCUUUGCUGAACGUCACAGAGAAAGACGAUCUGGAAGAAUACAGCCAGGACAAGAAGCAGCCCAUUGGAUCGAGUGAGUACGAACCGACAGAUUUUUCGGAACAGAGAAGCUAUCCUGAUGAAGGUCUUGAGUUUGAGAACCAAGAAGAUGACUUUGAUUUUGACAGCAGUCAUAGUUUUGGGUUCCCUGUGCACGGCGAAGGAUCAGCAGAAUAUCGAAGAUCUAAAUCCCAGGACUCUUGGACAUCAGAAGACGAGGAUGAAAUGGGUACCAAUGUUGGUGGAGGGAGACAAAGGAUGAUAGAGAGAUCACCUGGGGAUAACACGUUUGAAUUUGAUGAGGAAUGGGCUGAGGGUGUCAUUGGGAAGAUUGAGCCCAUGGGAGAUGGAGAAAAGCGGCAAAAGAUUUUCAUGCGAGAGUUGGAAUUUGAUGACCGAGCUAACGUCGGGGGGACUGAGCUCCUCGCCCCAGUCUUCUUGGCUGUGGCCGAAGACAAUGAAGAUGACACUGAGUUUGAAGGUCUGCGAAGAAAAACCCAGUCAAUCGAGGAUUUGUGUGAUCUUAUCGAAGAAGAAAUGGAACCCCCGAGAAAAAGAGCCAGCAGUCUCACCCAACCCAAGAAAAAGCCUCGUAAGAAGCCGCGACCCAACUCAUUCCGCGAACAGAUGGAGGAACUAAAGAGAGAAGCAAUCAACGAAAACAUACCAAAUGCUGAACCUGAGGAAGAAUACCCGACCACAUCCUCUGAGUUGCCCAGUAGCCCCAAAACAGAAGAGGAACACCCAUUUAACGCAUACGACGACGAUCGAUACCGCUGGCACACAAUUCGCGUUAACAACCGUGAAAAAGUUUUGGACUUAAAACUUCUUGAACCCUAUAUGAAAGUCAUUACACACGGAGGUGUCCACAUGCCAUCAAGAGCUGUUAUCGUUGUCAUAGCAGCGUGUUAUCUUCCAGACAAGACAAAGAAGAAUUAUAAUUUCUUGAUGGAGCAACUUUUUUUUUAUUUAAUAAGCACUCUGGAGCUCCUUGCUACAACAGACGAGUACUUCCUGGUGUAUUUUAAUGGUGGUACUACACAGGGUAAUCAGCCAGCCUUGCCCUGGAUGAAGCGAUUCUACCAGCACAUCGAGGGAGGGUUAAAGAAGAAUAUGAUCAACAUGUAUAUUGUUCACCCCAACUUUUGGCUCAAGACUGUGGUCAGAUUCGCUAAAGCCUUCGUUGGAACGAAUUUCUGGAGUAAGUUACAGUUUAUCAAAUCACUGGACGAACUCUCAACGAAGAUUCCUGUCGAGUUUAUAUAUGUCCCCGAUGAAGUCAUAAGAAUACUAUGAAGAAUACGAUGACGACAACAUGACGUCGACGAUGACGAAGACGAUGACUACAAUGACACUGAUGAUGACGAUUGAAGUUUCUGUCGCCGAAUAUGGUGUUCCGGGCUUGAAGUACAUAGAACGUUUCAAAAAGAAAAAAACUUUACCGGGCAUUAUUCGUAUUCUAGGUGUGAUCCCAAGUAUAAGCGAGUGCACAAUCUAUGAAAGGAAGAAUUCUGGCAAGGCAAGUGUUGUACUAGAAUUGGUAUGGUGCUGACCAAAAGGAAUGAAGGCACUCGGGACAGGGCUAUUUAAAUUGUGAAUUAAAAACGUACCGAAAUUUGUUGCCAGUAUACUUAGGCCUAGGGCAAACGUUGAACUUUCCAUGCACCGAACUCAUUAAAAACAAUGGAUAUCAGGUGAUAAUGAGGCGGCAUUCUUUGAUGUAAUUAAGUUCGGUGCAUGGAAAGUUUGACGUUUGCCCUAGGCCUUAGAUGCUUUGAUCUACUUGCCAAGGAUAAAAUGAGUGUAUAAAGCUGACAUUUAUGUAACAAUUCUAAUUUAAAUUUUUCGUUAAGCAGACAUACGAAAACAGGCUAGGUUACCUUUCAAAAUGGCCUUCAUUAUUUAAGUAUUUAAUUAAGCUUAACUUUCAAAAGUUUUAUUUUAAAAUGUGCUCAAGCUAGUUAUCUCAAUUAAGGUGCGAAAAACAUGAUAAUUUAAAUUUGGAGUAUUUGAUAUCUAGGAUAUUAUUUAAGAUACGCGGAUUAAUCAAAACGUGUUGUAAAAGUUACUUAAGAGCUCCAUUCUUCUUGGUCGGCGUCGUUUCUUUUUGCUGACCAAGAGGAACGAGGGCUCCGGGUACGAAUUCUUUACUUAACAGUUCUAGAAGAACUUGAACGUGGAUCUUUUUAGAUAAAUAUUAUUUAAAAUGUAGAAACUGUAUUUGAAUAUAGGGGAAAAUUCGUGAAAAUUGUAAGUAGGUAGUUAAGUAGAAUUAGCCUAAAUUUGAACUUGCAACAGGAAGCCCACUAAAUAGAUUUGCUUUCGGUGGCUUCCAGAAAGCACUCGAUCACAGUAGCUGCUCUCAAGCGAAACUCUCCUGUUUGAUAAAGGAGAGUAGCAACUUGGUUGCUCUCGAUCCCA
Messenger RNA from Actinia tenebrosa (Australian red waratah sea anemone), 5727 nucleotides. RefSeq lists its product as uncharacterized. The record is from RefSeq and is a predicted model, not a curated record. Lineage: Eukaryota; Metazoa; Cnidaria; Anthozoa; Actiniaria; Actiniidae.